GCAACACCGCGCAGCUCCGUCCGAGGAGAGACGCUCUCAGACGGAUUAACCAACACGACCAGGGCUCAACACGACUCAUCUGUUUCCUGCAACAAAAUAAACCAUGGAACUAGAGAACUAGUGUGUGCUUUUUAGUUAGUUUUAAUCAUUACUGUUGCAGAGGGGUGAAGACAGCAGCAGCAGCGUGCUACCGUCCCAGAUCAGGGGGAACAUCCUGCUCCUGCCGUCUGCUAACACCAGCUAACCGGGACGGGAAUGCUGCUCGGGACCGGCUCCUGGCACCGGCAGAGAGAGGCGAGGGGAGCGGGGAUCGGGGUCAGGGUCGGGCCGGCCAGCUGCCGGAACAUCUGGGCGGGUGUGGCCAGAGGGAGCUGCGGUCCGGACGGGUGUGCUGCUGGGUCCAGCUAGCUGCAGAGCUAAGCGGCUAACCACCACCAACCACACGGCUGAGGGGAACACACCCGAGCAGAGCCAGAGCUUUAAACUAACUACACCAACGUUACAGGAUGAGAACUGGGCUCGGAGUUGGAGCACGGCUCGGAUCUGUGGACCGUCCUAACUAAAACACGCAGAAAGAAAAGUUUCCAAUGCUGCCAGCUGCGUUUGCCUUGUUAUUACAAUAGUUUUGAACUUCCUUUUUUCCUUUUUAAAUCCGGGAUUUUUCCCCCACCGCAUCGGAUGCUGGCAUCACGCUUUGAUUACAAACAUGAUGAUAAUAAGCAGGAAACCAGAGGGCCCAAUAGCAACAGCACGCCACGGUGACGGCCUGUACGACUCUUACAUGAGGACGGACCACAUCCUCAAAGACGAAGCUGAUACAAACAGUCCAUCUGGGUUGCCCCCGAUGUCCAAACACACAGUUGUCAGUAGCAAGGCUGUGAUGAGGGAUCAGGUGACGGUGCGGGGCGGCCAGCUGAAGGUCAAGUACCUGUACGAAGACACAACCAACAACCGAAAGAUCCACGCCAUAACCACAGCAAGCACUCAGGUCAAUGGGAGCGCUGGCCAGACGCCCACCAAGUCUGCGCCGGCCUCCAGCCAGUCCAAGGAGCACAGUGUAGACAGCACUGAAUCAAGUAAGGGCUCCAGUGAGUCCUCCGGGCCACACGGCGCUGGAAGUGGAGGCAACAGUGGCAAGCUGUGUGGUCCCCUCACUCCUGAGCAGGCGCUGAGACUCUACCGAUCUCAGCUUUCCUCGCUGGAGCAGACGGAAAUCCACUCCUACCCAGAAAUCUAUUUCGUGGGACCCAAUGCCAAGAAGAGACCUGCUAUUGCAGGAGGGAACAACAACUGCGGCUACGACGACGAGCAGGGCGGCUACAUUCACGUCCCCCACGACCACCUGGCGUACCGCUACGAGUUCCUCAAGAUCAUCGGUAAAGGAAGCUUUGGUCAGGUGGCCAAAGUAUACGACCACAAACUCCAGCAGCACCUGGCUCUGAAAAUGGUUCGCAACGAGAAGCGUUUCCACCGGCAGGCGCAGGAGGAGAUCCGCAUCCUGGAACACCUGCGCAAGCAGGACCGUAACGGCACCAUGAAUGUGGUGCACAUGCUGGAGAACUUCACCUUCCGCAACCACAUCUGUAUGACUUUUGAGCUGUUGAGCAUGAACUUGUACGAGCUGAUCAAGCGCAACAAGUUCCAGGGCUUCAGCCUGCCGCUGGUCCGGAAGUUUGCACACUCCAUCCUGCAGUGCCUGGAGGCGCUGAGCAGACACAGGAUCAUCCACUGUGACCUCAAACCGGAGAACAUCCUCCUCAAACAGCAGGGCCGCAGCGGCAUCAAGGUGAUUGACUUUGGCUCGAGCUGCUUCGAGCACCAGCGGGUGUACACCUACAUCCAGUCUCGCUUCUACCGCGCUCCGGAGGUGAUUCUCGGUUCACGCUAUGGCCUUCCCAUCGACAUGUGGAGCUUCGGCUGCAUCCUGGCCGAGCUGCUGACCGGCUACCCGUUGUUCCCCGGCGAAGACGAGGGUGACCAGCUGGCCUGUGUCAUGGAGCUCCUGGGGAUGCCUCCGCAGAAGGUGUUAGAGCAGGCGAAAAGGGCAAAGAACUUCAUCAACUCCAAGGGCCACCCCCGUUACUGCGGAGCCAACAUCCUGCCGACCGGCGCCACCGUGCUGACGGGCUCUCGCUCCCGCCGCGGCAAGAUGAGAGGCCCCCCGGCCAGCAAGGAGUGGAGCGCCGCCCUCAAGGGCUGCGAGGACCCCACCUUUAUUGACUUCAUUAAGAAGUGUUUGGAAUGGGACCCGUCGUCUCGCCUCACGCCCAGCCAGGCCCUCCGGCACCCGUGGCUGUACCGCCGGCUCCCCAAACCCCUCCCUGGGGCCGAGAAGAACCAAGGGGCUUCUGUGAAGCGACUUCCCGAGCACCACAGCACCUCGUUUCCCUCUAUCCUGGCCAAGGGCGGGCCCGGCUUAGGCACCACCACUGCCAGCAACAAACUGAGGAGCACCAUGAUGGGGGACUCAGGGGAGACCAUUCCUCUCCGCACGGUCCUCCCCAAACUCGUGUCAUAACCAAGAGAGAGUCCUCCGGUCCCCUUUCUCAGUCCCUGCACUCCUCAGGAGGAGGCAGAGCACUGGGGAAGUGAUUUUAAGACUUGUUUGGCUGUUCUUUUAUUUGUUUUUUACUGCGAGGUGUCGACACCCCCAGUUCCUGGUUUUAAUAUUAGUUUUAAAAAAUUUGGAGGAAAAAAAAACUGAGGAAAAGAGGAAAUGGUAAAGUUUUUAUACAGAUGACUUCCUUGAGUGGCUGUGGGAUUUCUGUAUACAGCCAAUUGAUGAGGCUUGAUUUAGAUAACGAUUUUUAAAACCCUCCUCGUGUGAGUGGACAGCUUUGUUAAUGAGAAAGUGUUUUUAACCUCUGCUUGACCUCACAUGAGUGUUGUUUUUGUAGCAAAACACAUGCGAGCACACCUGCACCGUCACUUGCCUCACUUCACACUCUAACACCUGCCGCACAUCGUCAUGUUCCAGACUCGGAAAAAAGGGCUUCAGAGACGGCUCUCGUCAGGUUUAUCUGUUCAGCCAGAUUGAGUUAAUAGCAACAAAGUCGUGCACUAGGAUUCUGCAGUCACUGACAAAAUUGUCCCUUACACGAAACAUGAAUGUCUUUAAACAAGAAAUACAGGAUUGGCUUUGAUUCUUUUUUUUUUUUUUUUUUUUUGUAACGAGUAAUAAGGAAAAACAUUUUUAACAGUCGGUCCUCACAUUUUUAUCUUGUUGCGCUCUUUGAUCCUGCCUUUCCCGAUCCCCGGUGCUGGCAUGUCAGCUCAGCGUUUGACGCUCACGUGUCUACUGUCCGAUCCAUCGCCACUCCCAUCCUCCUCCCUCCUCCAGUUUUCACUGCUGUGGGGGUAAAAGGGGGGGUGGGAUGGUGGGGGGGCAGUAGCACUACUCACACUCCUGUCAUGAAGGUGUCACCAACACUCUCGGUACUUUGCAACUGGUUUACGAGACACCGUUAUGUGGCUCACAUACACUGAUGAAUAUAGGCUUGUGCGGUGAUCGCCAGGAAAGUUGUCUGAAAGUUUGUCCCGAGUUUCUCCCUUUUGAUCGUUGAGGGUGGUCGUUCCGAAUGGGAGAGAAGUGCAAAGUUAGCAAUAACUUGAGGUAAUGUGAAGAGCAGUAUGUUCAAUAUGAGCCAGGAUGCUUUUGUUUCUGUUCUUCUGUCUAGGAGGUGUAGAGGACAGGCCAAAAUGUGACAGAAAUUGUUCAAGCGGUACUGAAGAAGAAGAAGUGUUUUCUCAGGGAAACAUACUUGAUACAUCCCUUAAACUUACAUUCACCGUGCUCCUCGUACCUCGUCCUUGUCGCGCGCCCCGGCCGUGGACGCAGUGCUGUCCACUGCCAACGUGGGAUCGUAUUUACGAUUUUCAGCCGACGUGCUAAAAAAAAAAAAGCGUGACCCAGAUUCACCCCUCCCGACCCCACCGACCGCCUCCGUUUCUCUAGCCCCGUCUCGUGCAGGGCGGGGGGGGGGGGGGGGGGGCUCUUUAAACUCUCACGAACCGUGAAUUAUGGUGCUUGUCCAGAACGCGCUCGCACAGAGACACGCGCACAGAAACACGUCAGGUGCAUGUUGAUUAUGGACCACGCCAUUCGAAGAGUUCUGUCUCUCGUCCCUCAUUUUCUAAGUUGAAACUGUCAGGGAUUUUAACUUUGUGUCCUUUUUUUUUUUCUUUUUCUUUUUCUGGUUUUCUUUUGCUUUUCACUCCAGAGUAUAAAGAGGAUGUAAAACAUUAAAAGAAGAAACGGAGAAAGUUGUAAAGUGUCAUGUUGUACUUGUGGUGUGAGUUAUUAGGAGGGUGUUUGGUGUUCAGCAUGAAAUCACAACCUGUUAUCAGACAGAGACUAUGAAAAGAGAAACUGUACAGUAACCAAAUGAAGUUGUGAUAGUUUCUUUUUGUAAGAAAAAAUAAAAAUGACUCAUGUGAAA
This is a messenger RNA of Cololabis saira (Pacific saury), 4439 nucleotides long. RefSeq names its product dual specificity tyrosine phosphorylation regulated kinase 3 (gene dyrk3). Gene Ontology annotation, biological process: cytoplasmic stress granule disassembly; peptidyl-serine phosphorylation; positive regulation of cell cycle G2/M phase transition. Gene Ontology annotation, molecular function: protein serine/threonine kinase activity; ATP binding; protein serine/threonine/tyrosine kinase activity. The transcript is spliced from 6 exons. Bases 707 to 2518 code for a protein of 603 amino acids. Gene Ontology annotation, cellular component: nucleus. Lineage: Eukaryota; Metazoa; Chordata; Actinopteri; Beloniformes; Belonidae. The record is from RefSeq and is a predicted model, not a curated record.